Molecule: messenger RNA, 633 nt
Organism: Papaver somniferum (opium poppy)
Lineage: Eukaryota; Viridiplantae; Streptophyta; Magnoliopsida; Ranunculales; Papaveraceae
Product: inhibitor of trypsin and hageman factor-like
Exons: 2
Coding region: 106-321 (71 amino acids)
Biological process (GO): response to wounding
Molecular function (GO): serine-type endopeptidase inhibitor activity
Source: RefSeq, a predicted model, not a curated record
GAUCAACUCCUGUAGUCUAUUUAUAGCUGGAUGAUGAGAUACACUAACAAAUCACCAAAACAAGAAAGAAAUUCACACCAAGAUACUAAGAACAGAUAGAUCAAAAUGGCAUCAGAAUGCGGCCCAGGUAAAAGUUCAUGGCCUGAGUUAGUUGGGUUUGAUGGGGAAACUGCAGCAAGAAUAAUUGAAAGAGAGAUUCCUAACGUGAAUGCCAUUGUGUUGCUCGAAGGAACCCCAACAACUUUGGACUUCAGGUGCGAUAGGGUUUGGGUUUUUGUGAAUGAGGCCGGAAAGGUUGUCGAAACACCUACUAUUGGGUAGUACUAUAUGCUCGAUGAAUUCAUGCAUAUACAUAGCAUUAUGCAUUGUUCUAAAGAAAGUAUUUACUCGUAUCGUCCAUUAUUAUUAAAAAUUUAAAUAAAGGAUGAUGUAAUUAUGUUUGUGGUUAUCUUAUUUUAGUUUUGAAAGCAGAUUACUAAGAUAUAAAUAAUUGAAGAAAAUGGUCAAAUGGGUAGCUUAACAGGGACUUGUUGUUGAACAUGGGGUUCUUCUGAGUUUGAGACCAUUUUGUUGGUUCGAUAACUUUGAUAUUCAGUAUCCAAUUCAGACCCUUACAGUGUACGUUUUUAUGUA